AUGGAUCAGAAGCACUCCAGCGGGCUCAUCGCCUCCCCUCCUCCGCACACCGCACCACAACCGGCAGGCCCAUCUCCGCGAGGAGCCCGUAUCUUCUUCACAUCCAUUGCUCUCCUCAUUGUCGGCUUCAUCUACCUCAUAGUCUUCGUCGCUGUACCGAACGACCGCGCCAAUAACCUAAAAAAGCAACAGGUCGCGGACGCGGCUAUCCGCGGUCCGGAGGUGUUCCAAGAGAUGCUGGAGGAGAUGAAGUCGUUGCGGAAGGUGAUGGAGCGGAUCGCAGACAAGAUGACUUGA
Messenger RNA from Dioszegia hungarica, 297 nucleotides. RefSeq lists its product as uncharacterized. NCBI's taxonomy places the organism in Eukaryota, Fungi, Basidiomycota, Tremellomycetes, Tremellales, Bulleribasidiaceae. The transcript has 2 exons. Bases 1 to 297 code for a protein of 98 amino acids. The record is from RefSeq and is a predicted model, not a curated record.